AUGAGCACACACGACAAGGGACAAGCCCAACUUAAUGGAAAUGGAACUGACAAAUUACCUCGCCUACAAAUAAUUGAUGAAAAUCAACAUUUCACAAAAGAAUUGCCAAAUUUUAUGAAAGAGGAAUGGAAUCUAGCAGAUUCUGGCUUCAAUUAUAAUAUAGUAGCAGUUUUUGGUUCACAGAGUACAGGAAAAAGUACUUUGUUGAAUAGAUUAUUUGGUACAAGCUUUGAUGUCAUGAGUGAAUCAGCACGUCGUCAAACCACUAAAGGUAUUUGGAUGAGCCGUGGUAAAGAUAUGAAUGUAUUAAUUAUGGAUGUUGAGGGUACAGAUGGCAGAGAACGUGGUGAAGACCAGGAUUUUGAGAGAAAAAGCGCAUUGUUUUCAAUGGCAACUUCAAAUGUCAUUAUAGUAAAUCUUUGGGAACAUCAAGUUGGUCUUUAUCAAGGUGCUAAUAUGGGUUUAUUAAAAACCGUGUUUGAAGUUAAUUUACAAUUAUUUCAGGCUGCAAGAGGGGGAGAAAAAACAUUAUUGCUUUUUGUGAUUCGUGACCAUGUUGGUGCGACCCCUCUAGAAAAUUUAGCAAAUACAUUAACCGCUGAUCUGGAAAGGAUUUGGGACAGUCCUGAAGGUUUGGAAAACUGUGAGAUCAAAGAUUACUUUGACUUUAUGUUUACAGCUUUACCGCAUAAACUGCUAUUACCAGAAAAAUUCGACCAAGAUGUUAUAAAAUUAAGAGAAAGAUUUACAAAUCCAAAUCAUAAAGAUUCUGUAUUUAAAUCAAAUUAUAGUAAACGUGUGCCUGCUGAUGGUUUUCAUGUUUAUGCUGAAGGAAUAUGGGAUCAGAUUAUGUCCAAUAAAGAUUUAGAUUUGCCAACGCAACAAGAACUCCUUGCUCAAUAUCGUUGUGAUGAAAUAGCAACAGUUGCUUUUGAUGCAUUUGUGAAAAAAAUUAAAGGAUUUCGUCAACCUAUUGAAUCUGGUAAAGUUAUUGAAGAAUUGGGAACAGAAAUGGAGGAAAUUAGAAAUACAACUAUAAAACAAUUUGAUAAAGAGGCGUCACGUUAUCAUAAUGAGGUGUAUAAACGUAAAAGACAAGAAGUUCUUAACAAAGCCAAUUCUCAGCUGCAUGUAUUUUUCACAGGUCAACUGAAAAAUCUAUCCAAGAGAGCAGUUACGAUUUUCAAUUCCAUAAUUCAUGAAAAAUUAAAAGGUGAAGGCUAUGAUUUUGCUGAAGUUGUGUCCAAUGCUCGUGAACAAGUUAUUGAUCAGUUCACAAAGUCCGCAGAAGUAAUUUUAUUGUCUGAUACUGAUUGGACAUUUGAUGAAGAAUUGAACCAAUUAACCGAAUCAAUUAAUGAUGUUGCUGCUAAAUCACGUGUAGAAGAAACAAAGAAGAUGAUUAAAGCAUUAGAGAAAUCAUUUCAAACGCAAAUCAACGAAUUUGUCCCAUUAUAUUUCAAAACUCCCGAUCAAAACAUGUGGCAAAAAAUCAUUGGAAAAUUUCAACAAGUUCUUAAUAGUUUUAAUGCUACAGAAGAAGAAAAUAAUGAAUCAAUCAUAAACCUUCGUAAACAAUCCUGGUUACAAUUACGAAAAAAACUUGAGGAAGAACUUGCAGAUAAUAUGUUUUUAUUGAAAUUACGUGAAAGAUUUGAAGAAAAAUUUAGAUAUGAUGAAGAGGGUUUACCAAAAGUAUGGAAACCUGAAGAUGAUAUCGACUUACAUUUCAAAAAAGCUAGAGAUGAUGCAUUGAAUUUGAUUCCUUUAUUUGCUCAUAUAAAAAUUCCUUCAGAUAUUGAAUUAGAUAUUCCUUCAGAUGAGGAACUUGAUUUUGAAGAGUCAUUAACUAUUCUAUCAGAGACAAAAGAACAUGAUUUAACAGUUCGAUUUAAACGGGAAUCAGAUGCAUUCUAUCUUGAAGCUAAACGAUCAGUCGUAGCGAUAACUGCCAAAGUACCUUACUGGAUAUUAUUUAUUAUUGUUAUACUUGGUUGGAAUGAAUUCAUGGUUAUCAUAACAUCACCAUCUUAUUUGAUAUUAACUGGAUUUUUUGGAAUAAUUUUUUAUGUUGUUUGGUUAUUAAAUCUUAUUGGAACCGUAGAAACAUUCAUGCGUAUGAUUAUAAAUGAAUUUGUUAAGGUAGGAAAAGAUAAAAUCAAAAACAGUUUAGAAGAAAGUGGCCAUCCAAUAGUAGCCGAAAAAUUAGGCUAUAUGCUUGGUGAUACUAGUGUUGUAACAAAAAAAGAACAAUAA
Messenger RNA from Entrophospora sp. SA101, 2256 nucleotides. NCBI's taxonomy places the organism in Eukaryota, Fungi, Glomeromycota, Glomeromycetes, Entrophosporales, Entrophosporaceae. The record is from the annotation of a GenBank genome assembly.